This is a messenger RNA of Laetiporus sulphureus 93-53, 1593 nucleotides long. RefSeq lists its product as uncharacterized. NCBI's taxonomy places the organism in Eukaryota, Fungi, Basidiomycota, Agaricomycetes, Polyporales, Laetiporaceae. Gene Ontology annotation, molecular function: protein binding. The record is from RefSeq and is a predicted model, not a curated record. The transcript is spliced from 6 exons. Bases 1 to 1593 code for a protein of 530 amino acids.
AUGAACGCGAGGCCUACAAAGCGCCUGUGCGUCGACAAAGGAGUCAGCCUCCUCAUUGACUCCGUGCACAACACAGGAGUAGAAGAACAUGACCUUGUAGCCUCUGCAUCCAACAGUCAGGUGAGCCUCUCCGAACUACUCGUCGUUCACGGUCUCGAGCUUCAUCAACAUCGUCAGCUUUGCAUGCGAUCAUCGAAUGAUAUCAUGCCUUCUCAAUCCUCUGUGGAGAUGACUAGCCUCAAGUGUAAAGCUGUUGACGAUACAGGGUGUAACCAUGUUCAUUACCCGUUACGGUCUGACCCUGCUCUGCUCGAAUACGUGCUAGAGUCGAAAUCCCAUUGUGGCUCCGUCACUGUACUGGACCUUCCAAAUGAGCUCCUUAUCGGCAUCGCGGAGCUCCUGCCAACGACGGCUCUAUUCGCCGUUAUUAUCUUGUCACGCCAGCUUCAUUGCAUCGUCAUGCCGUUGUUGCUCUCCAGACAUGGCCUUCGUCCUCCGGUGAAAGGAGAUAUGCAGGAAUGCAAGCUGCUCUCUCGGUAUCUGUGGUCUUUGAAGGAUCUACGCAGUAUUCCACACAUCAUAAUCCAAUUGGAAGUGGCGCCAACGCCUGAGUUCUCUCACGUUCUCGACGCUCUGCGUAACACGCCCGUCGAAAAUCUUACCCUGGUUCACCGUAGCAACAAAAUAUGCAAAACAGAGUUGCCUCUACGAGGCAAACGACGCGUCGUUACAUCCUCUUGUCUCAAGGUGUUUCGGCCUCACGCGUCCCUAUUGUUUGACACGCCGUUCGCUGAAUGGACUCUGGAGACCAUCAACUGUUCCGAUAUAUGUGAAUUAUCGCUCCUCACUCCCGGUCUCAUUUCUCCUUCAUGGAAUCAUGUACUCGAGUGGCUGAACAUUUCCAGCCUGCGUAUCCUUCACGUGGAGGGAGAGCUCUCGCAGGCGGUCCUAAACCGGUUCAUGAUGUGCCACCCUGACGUCAAGGAACUCCAUAUCGGAAAUUAUUCAGACUGUGGAAAUGCAAUGCACCAGCUGGGCAUGCCGCCUCCUAUGCUCACCAAUUUGCACACUUUAAGUGCUCCCAUUCCAUAUCUCAUACGACUGCUUGGCGAUCCUCAUUACCGGAUCACUUCCUUGCUGGAGCUUAGGAUUUUGCCUGAUAGCCGCCACGACGAUCCAGCACAGUAUCUCUGUAACCUGUCUAGGAUCCUGGCAGCCGUGGUGCACUGCGACAAGCUGUGGUCGCUCAAAUGUACGAUCCCGGCACAACUUGCUGCCGCAUGCGAAGAUCCUUUGUACGGAGGUCUCGGCCUCAUUCAUGAUGUAAACCUUCAUCUCACAGAGGUCGGGUACGUCGUUCUCGAACAGGCUUCCGCUCACGGUGGGAUGCGAAAAGCCGCAUUCAGUCACUCAUUAUUGAGGAGUCUCCCGUCAUGGCUUCGGCAAUUCCCAGCGCUAUCUGCACUCCAAUUGUGGGAGGAUGCCGCUCUAGAGCGGAGCGAGGAAUUCUCCUGCAUCCGUGAAGAUUUUAACAAUGUGACUGACUUAUUCAUGUGGUCUGGUGAGAAGGAGCUAUCUUUCUCGGUUCUUUGA